Molecule: messenger RNA, 1434 nt
Organism: Mya arenaria
Lineage: Eukaryota; Metazoa; Mollusca; Bivalvia; Myida; Myidae
Product: scavenger receptor class F member 2-like
Exons: 7
Coding region: 102-956 (284 amino acids)
Molecular function (GO): scavenger receptor activity
Source: RefSeq, a predicted model, not a curated record
UUAACUCAUCUACCGGAACUACUGUUGGAUUACACGUACGCUUGGACCCUCCCCGAAUUGCACAGUACAUAAAUAUAAAAAAGGAGGACACUAUUGAUGUGAUGACCAUUUGUGAAGUUGAAGUAUUCGAAUCAAACUGCGAGAUGGGAUAUUUUGGUGACAAGUGUUUACGACGGUGCCAUUGUAAGGGCCCAUGUGAUGUACUGUCUGGCAAUUGCAACGAGUGUGAUCCGGGAUGGUAUCCACCUACAUGUGAAACUGCUUGUUCACAAGGUUACUAUGGACAAAACUGCAGCGAAGAAUGUUCAUACAAUUGUGAAAACAAUAAUUGCAACUCACAGAAUGGCUCCUGCAUGCAUGGAUGUAAACCUGGAUAUGAUUAUAUAAUGAGCACAAACUGCUCGGUUGAAUGUACCACCGGCAGUUAUGGCGACAAGUGCUCUCGCAAUUGCAGUCAACAUUGUAUUGCUGAAGAAUGUCAACGUAUUAGCGGGAAGUGCAACCUUGGAUGCAAGCCUGGUUUUAAUUUCCUGAUGGACCCAAAUUGUGAAAGUCCAUGUGAAGAUGGAACCUAUGGCACGAACUGCAACAUGAAAUGCGGUGACUGCUUUCCAAAUAAAAUUUGUGACAAGCUGUCUGGCAUUUGUCCCAACGGCUGUAUGGUCGGAUUCAAAGGGACGACUUGUUCAGAACCUGAAAAGGAGGAGCGGAGGUUUACCGCCUCCGAGGUUGCCGGUAUGGCUGCAGGGUCGGUAGGAUGUUGUCUUCUCCUUGUCGGACUAGUGCAUGUUUGUGUUCUUGUAUAUAGAAGAUACAAGUCGGCCUCGACGAAAAGAGACUCCACUUACGUUAUUCCAGACGUAGAAAAUACUAAUACAGGGAGAGCAUACGAAGGCCCCUAUGAGAUGCCUCUUAAAAACAACGAUGAACAUAUGUAUCAGACAAUCCAGAACUGACACGUGUCAAGAAGUGUUCUCUGUGUGAAGAUGUGAUGUGUUUACUUUAUUUCACUGGAACUGCGAAUUAUGGGACUGCUUCAGUGACACGUAUACUAACAUUGCUUACAUGUGUGCUUCAGUGUCACGUACACCUACUACUUAUGUAUGUGCUUUAGUGACACUUAUGGGUAUGCUUCAGUGUCACGUACACCUAUGGGUGUGCUUCACUGACACGUUUACUUACAUGUGUGUUUCAGUGCCACUGAAACUUAUGUAUGCGAACCCUGUGCAAUUAAACGGGGUUAUGUUUAAACUUUUGGUUACUUGGGUUGUUUCUGUAGCUUUUCAUAUAAAUAUUGGAAGUCCCAAAUACAUAUAAAUGAAUGGCAAGUGCCGACAGUGUUUGCACAAAUCAACAAAGAAGAGCUACGUGGUUUAUAGAUGUCAAUGGAACCAUCUUAUCCUCAUAAUGUAUGAUUGAUAUACUGCAUUGUUC